AUGGCCUCAGAGGAACAGCCCGUGUCUGAUUUCAGGCUGGUUCUGGUUGGGAAGACUGGAGCAGGAAAGAGUUCCAGUGGAAACACCAUACUGGGAAGAGAGGCCUUCAGAGCUGCUUCCAGUCACUCCUCAGUGACUGCUGAAUGCUCCAAGCAGCAGGAAAGGGUGUUUAAGAAGAUGGUCUCUGUGGUUGACACUCCCGGCCUCUUUGACACCUUCCUGCCUGAAGACGCCGUGAAGAGGGAGAUCUCCAAAUGCAUCAACAUGUCGGCCCCGGGGCCCCACGCCAUCCUGCUGGUCAUCAAUGUGGGACCCUUCUCAGCAGAGGAACGAGACGCUGUGAAGAAGGUGGAGGAGAUCUUUGGAGAGGGUGCCUGGAAGUACACCAUCAUCCUCUUCACUCACGGAGACAAAGUCGGAGCAGACUUUGACGAGUUCAUAACGAAGGAGGCAGGACCUGAGCUGCAGGAGGUCCUGCAGAAGGCUGGAAACAGAUACCACAUCUUCAACAAUCUCAAAGCCAACGACCGCCGCCAAGUCCUGAAUCUGCUGAAGAAGGUGGAUAAGAUGGUGGCUGACAACGGAGGAGAGUUUUACUCCAACUACACCUACAUGCAGGUGGAGGAGAUGCUGAAACAGAGAGAGUCAGAGCUCAGAGAGUUCUUCAAGAAGAAGAUGGAGGAGGAAAUUAAAGCUGUUGAGUCAGAGUACAAGAAGAAACUGAUGGAGGCUCAGGAAGAGAAAGAGCAGGAAGUGGAGGAGUUGAGGCGGUAUUAUCAAGCUUUAGAGAGCGGAGUCCGUCAGGUCGUGGAGCAGGUGGCCAGUGUAGACUGUUUUGAUGAAAUCCUCACCAAGUUUCACGAGACCCUGAAGAUAAACUGA
Molecule: messenger RNA, 882 nt
Organism: Maylandia zebra (zebra mbuna)
Lineage: Eukaryota; Metazoa; Chordata; Actinopteri; Cichliformes; Cichlidae
Source: RefSeq, a predicted model, not a curated record